Oxyura jamaicensis (ruddy duck) is the source of this 604-nucleotide messenger RNA. RefSeq names its product mitochondrial ribosomal protein L55 (gene MRPL55). Gene Ontology annotation, cellular component: mitochondrial large ribosomal subunit. The coding region runs from base 228 to 572 and encodes 114 amino acids. Gene Ontology annotation, biological process: translation. The transcript has 4 exons. Gene Ontology annotation, molecular function: structural constituent of ribosome. NCBI's taxonomy places the organism in Eukaryota, Metazoa, Chordata, Aves, Anseriformes, Anatidae. The record is from RefSeq and is a predicted model, not a curated record.
AUUUUGGAGGCGGCUGGCCGUGAGGGCGCGGGCGCCAUCUUGAGGCUGAGGGGAGGCGGGGGUUUGGGGCGCUGGCUGGGGUUAAACCCGUCCUCAGGCCGUGAACAGGGCUUAGCAGGGCUUCACCUGUCCCUGUGGUCGCUGUCCUUGUCCUUAGGCUGUCUGAGGGAGCGCCACCGCAUCCCCUCACACCUCCGUGCUGUGCCUUGAGCCUGGCCCAGGCCGGGAUGGCGGCCCUGAGGAGAUCCCUGAGCCUCGUGCCACCUCAUCGCCUGCACACCGCCUGCGUCCAGGCCAACUCCAACCGGGUGGCCGUGUCCCGCCUGCAGCGCCAGGCCUACGGCCGCCAGUACCCGCUGCUGCUGGUCAGGCCCGACGGCUCCACCAUCCACAUCCGCUACAAGGAGCCCAAGAAAAUCCUCAUGUUGCCCCUGGACAGCAACACCCUGCCCGAGGCGGAGAGAAAGGCCCGGCUGCGGCGCCAGUUCCCCACCAAACUGAGGGCCAGGGAGGAGAAGGACGCCUUCGACGAGCUGGACAUGGAGAAAUACAAGAAAUUCUGGAAAAAGUGACGCCGCGAAGCUCUGGGCAAAAAGUGAGGCAG